AUGGUCGAGAAGGCCUACGUCACAUACAACCAGGUACAUAAGCUGUGCCAGGCUUCUGCAGGCCGCAUCCUCGAUGAAUUCCGCCCAAACCUCAUGAUCGCCAUCGGUGGUGGAGGAUAUGUGCCUGCACGAAUGCUAAGGUCGUUUCUCAAAAAGAAGGAUUCUCCAAAUAUCCCUAUCCAGGCCAUCGGACUCUCACUGUACGAAGAUCUAGGCAGAGGUGACCCCGAGGAAGUCCCCGGUACCAAAGUCACACGCACACAAUGGCUGGACCUGAGCUCGCUGGAGAUGGCCAACCUGAUUGGAAAGAAUGUUCUCAUAGUUGAUGAGGUCGAUGACACCCGCACGACCCUGGAAUACGCCGUUCGUGAACUUGAGAAAGACGUAGAACUUGCGCAAAAGCAGCUUGGCCGACAGGGAGAGAAGACCACCUUCUCUGUCUUUGUCCUACACAAUAAAGAUAAGCCAAAGAAGGGCCAACUCCCACCAGACAUGCUCGCAGAGAACCGAUAUCUUGCUGCAGUCACCAGCGGAGAUGUUUGGAUCUGCUAUCCUUGGGAAGCUACUGAUAUCGAUGAGCAUGACCGACUUGCUAAAGAGAACCCCCUCAAAUAA
Molecule: messenger RNA, 615 nt
Organism: Microsporum canis CBS 113480
Lineage: Eukaryota; Fungi; Ascomycota; Eurotiomycetes; Onygenales; Arthrodermataceae
Product: xanthine phosphoribosyltransferase 1
Exons: 5
Coding region: 1-615 (204 amino acids)
Biological process (GO): hypoxanthine metabolic process; IMP salvage; XMP salvage
Cellular component (GO): cytoplasm
Molecular function (GO): hypoxanthine phosphoribosyltransferase activity
Source: RefSeq, a predicted model, not a curated record